This is a messenger RNA of Formica exsecta, 1929 nucleotides long. Its product is annotated as muscle-specific protein 20. Gene Ontology annotation, biological process: actomyosin structure organization. Gene Ontology annotation, molecular function: actin binding. The coding region runs from base 163 to 669 and encodes 168 amino acids. The transcript has 4 exons. NCBI's taxonomy places the organism in Eukaryota, Metazoa, Arthropoda, Insecta, Hymenoptera, Formicidae. The record is from RefSeq and is a predicted model, not a curated record.
AAGCAUUCGUUGCUUGAAUAUCGGCAGGAAGGAUACGGCGGAGGGGAUGACGCCAUAUAGCGUCGCGACGCGCAGCGUCCGAUUUAGUUUCUACUCAAAGUUUCAAAGUCACGCUAUCCGGGAAAGCUAUCAUCGCCGUCGAAGAAACGACAUAGCAACAAAAUGCCGAGUCGCAACAAAGAACAGGAGGCUGAAGUUCUUGCCUGGAUCGAGGCCGUAUUGGGCGAGAAACUUCCUCCUGGAAACUACGAAGAUAUUUUGAGAGAUGGUGUGAUUCUUUGCAACCUAAUUAACAAACUUGCACCCGGAUCGGUUAAGAAGAUUCAAACUAAAGGCACAAAUUUUCAACUUAUGGAAAAUAUUCAAAGAUUCCAAGCGGCGAUUAAAAAUUACGGUGUACCGCAAGAAGAAAUUUUCCAAACCGCGGAUCUCUUCGAAAGACGUAACAUCCCACAAGUUACUCUUUGUCUAUACGCGCUGGGCAGAAUUACUCAGAAACAUGACUGGAAUGGGCCAACUUUAGGACCGAAGAUGGCAGAAGAGAACAAGAGAACCUUCACCGAGGAACAGCUUCGUGCCAGCGAAGGUCAUUUGAAUCUUCAAAUGGGUUACAAUAAGGGUGCCAGCCAAGCCGGUCUCGGUAGCUUUGGAAAUACUCGGCAUAUGUAAAUUUUUUAUAGAAGCAAACAUACAUAUACACAUACACACACAUACAUACGUCUAAAUAAAAAAUGCAUAUAAUGUAUUAAAUACUAUAUAAUGACUGGUUAAACUAUCGAGCACGGAGUAUGACACAAUAAAAACAUCAAAAUAAAUUGCAUUUUCUAACCGCGCGUAACAUGUGAAAAUAAUAUUAAGCUUUUGAAAUAUUUUUCAAACUUGUUUUUAUUGUUUUCAAAUUUAAAUAAGUAUAUUUUUAUCCUAAGUAAUAUUUAUUUAUUCUUUAUUGUCAUAAUUAUUAUUGAUAUAAAUGAGAUUGAAUAAUUUGUGUUGGUAUUUCUCUAUGUUAUAAGUUUUUUUUACAUCAUCACGUAUAUUGCAUCUCUGCAAUAUUUAUUAACUAUAAUUAUUAUUUUUUAAUCAAUACUUUGAAUAUUGAUAUUAAACAGUUAAUACAUUAUAUAUAUAUUUUAUCUUUUUCUUCUUAUAUCAAAUAAUCUUAUAUCAAUAAUAAAAACAUUAAUUAUUAAUUUUCUAUUUAGUCGUCCAAGAAUAUAUUUUUAUAUUCUUAACAGUUGUAGUUUGCAUAUAAAUAUAAGUACCAGAUUUUUUAUCAUACAUUGCCGAUAUGCAAAAAAGCGCUUUGAAAUCAUAUUUUACUCUAGAAUUCACAUAUAUACACUUACAUAAACAAGUUUUACACAAUUACACGUAACUGUUAUAUGAAAUACACGAAUAAAAAUAUAUAAUGCAUAGUAUUCGCGAUUGGAUUCAUAUAUUUCAAAUCAGGUUAAAAUAAAAUGUUGAAUUAACAUUACAUGAUGUUAAACAAAAUAUUAAAUAGAUUAAAUGCAUAAUAAAAGCAAAUACCCUAAAAAUGUAUAAUUAUACAUAUUUUUAUAUAUACCUGCACAUUAACACAAUUUGACAUACAAACAUAUACAUACACAUACACACACAUAUAUAUACACGCAAUACUAUACAUUACACUAUUACACGUAUAAAAAUAUAUUAAACCAAAAAUUUCUAAUCGAGAGUUAUAAAUUUAGAAUAUUUAUAAAAAUAGUUAUUAAGGUUUAUAAUAUGAUAAAACCAGCGUUAAUCUCAUGUAAUGUUUUGCAAUAGACAAUUUAAUAGGUUAUAUAAUUUAAUUUGAUUGUAUCAAUAUUUUAUUUUUACAAAUUGAUAAAUUAAUUAAUAAGUUUCUACAACUUUAUUAUUAUUUGUAAUAUCUAAAGGUUAUAUUAAAGACAUUAAUAUGCAUAUAAA